AUGAAGUGCGACGGAUAUGCACCACCUAAGCCCAAUGCCUCCAAGCGCUCCAAGCGUCGAGAACCCCCCUUGAAGCCUGAAGUAACCGUGUUGCUCCCACUGCUUUCUAUGCAGACCGUUGACCAACUCUCGUUGUUAUCAGACUCUGAAAAGGGCUACCUUCAACAUUUCCUACACUGGACAGCGAAACAGCUUUCACCCUCGUCUGCUGCCAUGAACUUCUGGCUCGAGUACGCCCUUCCGAUGUCAUAUCACUACGAUGCUAUCCGGUACAGCAUGAUUGCAGUUGGGGCAUCUCAUCGAGCCUACAUGGCUCACAGCCUACCAUACUCCCGCCCUGAUCAUUUGCAGCGUCCUGUCAUCCAGCACUACAACAGAGCCAUAUCUUCGAUUCUUCCUAUAAUGUCUGCACCGUCGAAUGAGAACAUUCAUUGCAUAUUAAUCUGCUGUCUGCUGUUCAUGACUUGUGAGGGACUGACUGGUCGGUACGAUGAACUCCUGCAACAUCUCGCUGCUGGUGAUACGGUAUUUCAGUCACAGCGUCGCCAAAACACCUCAGAUGCGUCGGAUAUGCUAGAGGGACUUGUUGACAUGUUCAGUGAGAUGGGUCUUGCAUCGUCUGGCUUUAUGGGAGACCAUCCUCUCUCGGGUAUCAAGAAAUGGUGUCGUAGUGACACUAGCACUGAGGGGAGCGCUGACUCGCCGUUCGCAACUCUCAGCGAGGCAUCAUAUGCCUUGCAUGAACUGAGACUGCACCAAGACUUCCAGCCAUGGAAUCCGGAGAGAGAAGACGGGUUGGCCAAUGAUAGCGCGUUUGAGGAUAUGCUCCGUCUCUGGAAUUCCCGUUUCGAAGCUCUGACCCAACGAUUGAUGCCAAACUUGUCAAAUGAUGAGAUAGCACAUGUCCAAACUUUGGAGCUCCACUAUCAGUCUCUGCAAAUGUACAUCAACGCAUACGAUAACAAAGGACGACAGCCUCCCCAUCCGUAUAAAGCCUUCAUACAGGCCGCAGAGAAAGUAGCCGCACCUUUAAUAGCGCUAGAUCAACCUACAUUCUCACUAGACGGAUGUCUAGUCUCCGGUCUAUCAUUUGUCGCCAUCUCAAAUGAAGGCGGGGAUGAGAGACUGCAAGCACUUGACCUCCUUCGCAAGCUGAACCACCGCGAAGGCAUUUUCGACAGCAACGAUAUCGUUGAGAUGCAUGAAAUGGUAGCCAUGGAGAUGGAUUGGGGAUCUGGCUCUGAUUCUGAUUCUGACUCGGAUAUUGAGGAACCUGAUCCGCCGUUAAGAGCACCGAAAGGAAUACCGCAGAUGCUUGAGGUGCUUGCUCGCAAGACUGGGACGCCGAGCAAACGACUGGAGGGCCUCUACCCAUAA
This is a messenger RNA of Fusarium fujikuroi IMI 58289, 1377 nucleotides long. RefSeq lists its product as uncharacterized. NCBI's taxonomy places the organism in Eukaryota, Fungi, Ascomycota, Sordariomycetes, Hypocreales, Nectriaceae. The record is from RefSeq and is a predicted model, not a curated record. Bases 1 to 1377 code for a protein of 458 amino acids. The transcript has a single exon.